Messenger RNA from Periophthalmus magnuspinnatus, 976 nucleotides. It is a transcript of the gene clic2, whose product is annotated as chloride intracellular channel 2. The transcript is spliced from 7 exons. Gene Ontology annotation, biological process: chloride transmembrane transport; negative regulation of ryanodine-sensitive calcium-release channel activity. Bases 158 to 889 code for a protein of 243 amino acids. Lineage: Eukaryota; Metazoa; Chordata; Actinopteri; Gobiiformes; Gobiidae. Gene Ontology annotation, molecular function: chloride channel activity. The record is from RefSeq and is a predicted model, not a curated record.
CCCCCACCCAUUCUCUCUCUCAGUCUUUUGGAUCCUCCCUCUUUUCCUGACUUGUGAAGUAUGCUCAGAGUGAUAGUCUCCAAGGAGCUCCCGUCUAAGCCCAGUCAACAGUACUGAGGACUUUUGAAAGUUGUGGACAAUAUUUUGUGAGGAUAUCAUGGCACUGCGACAAAACUCUGACAAGGAACCUAGUAUUGAGCUGUUCAUCAAGGCUGGACAUGAUGGUGAAAACGUAGGGAACUGCCCGUUUUGCCAGCGCCUCUUCAUGGUCCUGUGGCUAAAAGGAGUCAAGUUCACAGUGACCACCGUUGACAUGAGGAAAAAACCAGCAGAAUUGAAAGACUUAGCACCUGGAACCAAUCCACCAUUCCUUCUCUACAACGGCACUCUCAAGACUGACUUCAUCAAAAUUGAAGAGUUCCUUGAGCAAAUGCUUGCCCCACCCAGAUAUCCUAAUCUCAGUCCCAUAAACAAAGAAUCAUUUGAUGUGGGAGCAGAUAUUUUUGCAAAGUUCUCAGCUUUCAUCAAGAACAGUCCAAAUAAUGCAUUCCAGCAGAAAAACCUUUUGCGAGAGUUCAAGCGCCUGGAUGACUAUCUGAACUCACCCUUGCCAGAGGAGAUUGACCACAACUCCACGGACACUGUCACCGUCUCCAAAAGGAAGUUUCUGGAUGGGGACCGUCUGACAUUAGCAGACUGCAACCUACUGCCUAAACUACAUGUGAUCAGGGUUGCUGCCAAGAAAUACUGUGACUUUGAGAUUCCAAAAGAGUUCACAGGUGUGUGGCGAUACCUCCAGAAUGCCUAUGAAAGAGAGGAGUUCAAACAGACAUGUCCUGCUGAUAUUGAGAUAGAAAAAGCUUACCUUGGUGUGGCCAAAAGGAAAUAAAACCUGUUGUCAUUCUGCAUUUACUAACGGCAACAGCCAGGGGGCGUUACUUGUCACAACACUGCAAUAAGUCACGGUUUUCAUGAG